Liolophura sinensis is the source of this 5038-nucleotide messenger RNA. Its product is annotated as VPS9 domain-containing protein 1-like. The record is from RefSeq and is a predicted model, not a curated record. Bases 93 to 2390 code for a protein of 765 amino acids. Gene Ontology annotation, biological process: vesicle-mediated transport. Gene Ontology annotation, cellular component: endocytic vesicle; cytosol. Gene Ontology annotation, molecular function: small GTPase binding; guanyl-nucleotide exchange factor activity. The transcript is spliced from 14 exons. Lineage: Eukaryota; Metazoa; Mollusca; Polyplacophora; Chitonida; Chitonidae.
CUCCUGCAUCUCAUGUGGCAUGUGGUUAGGAGGAAGAAAAAUUUCGAUCAGCCAGAUCUUCAGGGGAAGCAGCCUGACUACAAACUGUCAAGAUGGAGAAGAGCUUGGCAAUGGUUAUGAAGAACGCCUCCACGGCGAUAUACCUUGAUAGUGAAAACAGGCUUGUGGAGGCCUAUGUCCAGUAUUUACAGUGUCUCUCCAGCAUAGCCACACAGCUGCUGGAAAAUGCCACAGAAAUUGGUUAUGAGCUGGUUGCCAGCAAACCCAUCCAGAAGUAUGUCCAGCUAGGGCAGCAAUGUAUGGAAAGGAUCGGUAUUAUCCUGGACAAACUAGGCGAGAAUCCCACACGCAGCCAAAGAAAGAAGUCUGAUGCGUUCAACACAGAGACAGAAAUCCUCAACACCUUGUCCGGGAUUCCAGGCUCUGUUUCCACCGCGUCUAACCCGGUGGCAGUGAUCUCGGGGGCCCAAAUCCUCCAACCUGCCAUUGUUAACUCUGCAGAGGAUGUCUACCUAAUCUCCACACCCCCACUGGUGGACUCCACGGGAUCCUACCGCAAACCUGUACUCAUUGGUCCUAUGGAACUAGCCUAUCGUUACAACCAGCAACUACUGAAUGCCUACAGAUCCAGAACGGCCAGAAUGAAUCAUGCUGCCGCCUCCACACUCAACUUAACAGUGCAAAGAAAGAUGGCGGAAAACUUAGCUAUUGCAAAACGACAGGAAGCUGCUCUAGAGAAGAAGAUGAAAGAGAGACAGCAGCGUUUAGAGGAGCAGGCCACCAGGAGGUUUUCUGUCCCAACUGGCAUGUCUAAGAAGGAGCAGGAACAGAGACAGACAUACAAACAGAUCCUGGCUUAUGAGCAGGAUAUGAAAUGGCUGGCAGAAUGGAGAAGGAAACUGGAUGAAAACCCUACUGAUGAAGUUUUAAUCCACCAGCUGAUAACAGAGAUCCUCAAAUGUGCCGAUCAUCCCCUGACGCUCCUUAUAAAGAAGUACCAGUACAAGCUCUGCCAGGCUCUGUCUCCACUGGUGGUCAAGAAGAUAGGAGAACUGGAAGAUGUGAGGGUGUCCAUUGAUGAAACAGAGAAAAAUGUACCAAAUAUAUCAGAAUUACUAUCUGCAGCCGCAAGGGGAAGUAACUCUAAUUCUUCUCCAAACGUGAAUAACAGCACCUCUGAGUCAGACAGUAAGAAAAGUGUGCAGAAAGAUAGCAAGUCAAGGGAGAUAACUGAUGAUGAUGAUGCUGUAAAUGACAAAGUCACAGAUAAGGGAGAAAAAGAAGGGAAAAGAGAAGGUGGAAAUGGUGAUGUCAAGGAUGGAGGAGUAAAAGGUCGUGGUUCAGAGAUCAUGACCCCCACUGACGUUUGCAACCAGAUUAAAGACGAUUUAGAAACAGCCAUUGCCAAAGGGGAUGAUUUAACGGACAAGUUAAAGUCUGAACGUAAAAUUCUCACUAAAAUGGCUUCCAAAUCCAUGGAAAAGUCAGUGGAGGAUUAUGAAGAUGAAAUCUCCAAUGAAAUUUGGGGAGAUGAUGAAGAGGUAGGAGAUAUUGGUGAAUUAAAAUCCCCAUCAAAUGAGAACGGUGACACUAAGCCGAGAUCGGACUCCAUGGGGAGUACAGAGUCUGUGGACUCACACACGCAGAAGUGGCAGUCUCUGUACAGCCAGUCUGAGGACAGUCAGAGCUUAGACUCAAUGAAGAACGAGGCAUAUGCUCGCCAUCUCAAGUGGAUCUCACAGGACGUGCACUCUUACAUGGAGGAGAUUCAGGUGAUGUUUAUCGUAGCCUAUGAGAAGUUAGAUUCACUUGUGGGACGGGAUCAGUGCCAGGCUUCCUUGGAGGAACCCUUCUUCAAGCCUAUCUGGGCUCAUCUGCUGGCUCUUUUCAGACUGGCAAACUUGCCAAAGGAACAUGCUUUGGCGGAAGUGAUGUCAAAGUACCACAGUGUUUCACCCAAGGAUGUUGGUGUUCGUCCCAAACUCUGUCUGACACUGCCCCCUGGUGAGAACGAGGAGAACUACCUUCCCUAUCGCCCAGCGAUUACAGAGCUAAGGAGAGUUUCAGAUUCUUUCAGUCCCCUUAAUAAACUGGAGUGUUUAGUGCGUGUCUCAAAAUGUGCAUGUCAGUGUGUAGAGGAGUAUUACAAAAAUACAGCCAAAGACAGCUCCAAGAAACAGCCAAAUAUAGGCGCAGAUGACCUUCUCCCAAUCCUAACCUACGUGAUCAUCCGUAGUCGUCUCCCUCAGGUUGUGUCAGAGUGCCAGGCCAUGGAAGAGUUCAUCCAUGAAGGGUAUUUAAUGGGAGAGGAAGGUUACUGUCUGACGUCUGUACAAACUGCGAUAAACUACAUUGUGUCUAUCCACAAGAGAGCAAUUGCAAAGCAGUGAUUGGAUGAUCGGUUUAAUGUAGCUCUGAUAUAACAGGUGUCCUAUCAUUUAGGUACAUUGGUUGUGCUUUUUCAUGAAAUACAGCAUAGUUUGGCAAAGCACUACUGUGUGGGAUGUUCCAUGCACUGUAACAUAAUUGUGUUAACAUUGUCAGCCACUCAAAUUUAAGUCUGUGAUUUGUGAGAAUAAUAUUUCUAGGCAUGACAUAAUUUAUAGAUAGUGAGAAAAUGAAUUUCAUACUCUGAGGAUUGCUAAAAAGUAACUAUGCUUUAUGUCUACAGGAUUCAAUUUGAAAUUCUUUUACAUGUAUUUUAUGUAAUUUAAAAGUGAUUUCCAUUGUUAGACUUUUAAAAGCACAAAAGAAAUAUUUUUAUCACUCUGGAAUAAUAUUUUGAGGUCCAUUUAGCUGCUCUAGUAGUUGUGGUUUUCUCCCCUGGCUGUUUCUCACAACCUUGAUGAUUUAUGGGACAAAUCAAAUGAUCAUUUUAAAUAUUAUGUCAUUGAGGCCUUUUUAAAUGUUAUGCUAUUCUCAUCCUAGAAUAGGACGUUUGAUAGUAGAAAUGUUAAGAGGAGAUAACAAUCUUGUUGAAGGAAAACCAUUGCAAUUGGCAAAUAAAUAAGUUGUGUUACCUCUAGGGUCAUAAAAACAUUAAAAAACCAUCAGAAAGAAACACAAGAAUCUCACGUUAAAAAUCUUGUGAUGCCGGAGAUAGAUAGGGCAUAAUUUAUUUAUUAUGUUGAAAAAAAGAGAUAUUAUGUAAGUUUCAUAGGAAACAGCAAAGAUCACUAUUUUGUACGCUGUUAUAAAAGGGAGAUAAUAUGAUUAUUACAGAUUUUUAGAUAAAUACAGAUGGUUGUAGAUUCUGUUUUACUACCAAAGAUUUUUAAUGAUGUGGCAAAGCCUGGAUAUUCCAACCUGUCAUGGGACCAUUGAUAAAAGUUUGUUAUUCAUAGAGUUUAUCUGAAAUCUGAGAAUUCGGCAAAAAGCAGAAUUCAGCAGUUGUUUCAAGACAUUGAAUUAAUAUCUUAUAAUCAACACUGAAACAUACUUGAUGUUUUAGGGUUUGGUUACAAGUCUGACACUGCUGCUCAGUGGCUAGAGUGCCUGCAGUGAUUGUAGCUGACCAGUCACCAGUGAUCAGACCUAAGGCCGGUCAGGUCUCAGACUGUUAAAAUGAUAGUUUGGUGCUUUUUGAUUAAAUGCUUAGCAUAUGAAUAAACACCGCUCACCCAUUAUUGAAGUGCAGUUAUGAGUGGUUGGUGUGGUGUCAUGUCUAGUGUCAUUGGCAGAGUGAUGAAUGGUUAGUGUGGUGUCAUGUCUAGUGUCAUUGGCAGAGUGAUGAAUGGUUAGUGUGGUGUCAUGUCUAGUGUCAUUGGCAUGGAGCUACAUCUACACAGUGUUGUGAUUUGUCUUAAAUAUUUAACAAAGCUGUGUUAACACCCAAGCAAACAACGACCACAAAGGUACAUGUCAGAGAUAGUCAUACAUUACUCAUUCAGUGUUGUGCUUCUCAAUUUUUCUACAUAUACUCACUACGGUGCUGUGUUUUUGUCUAGUUUUUAGGUGCGACAGCAUUUACUGACAUGUGCAAGUACAGGUACGAGCAUAAUAUUCAGGAGACAUACUGUCUUUGUAAAUGUAGUAUUUCGAAAAUGUAGGUGCUGUUAAAUGAGAUGAACAGUUUAUCAGUAACACUAAGUUCUCUGAUAGGGAAACAGUCCCCUACAUUGGUUUUGAAUAGUGUAUAAAACUAGGAAAUUAGAGGAUUUUGUCUUAAAGCUCUAAUGCAUUCUUCCAAUUAGCUUGGUGCUCUUUUCUUAAUACCUUGGACAUGUAUCAGCAAAACAACUUUAAUAGUUUGGUCCCAAAGAAUUUUUGACAUUCAGCAGCUUUAUACUGUUUGUAUGCCUACAAGUGUAUGUUAUGAGCGAGCAUAAAUAUAAGAGAAGCACUACCGUGCUUGGCACUCAUCACUGUUGAUCAAUAAAAUAUGACUGGUUGGCCCGGGGUCAGUAUAAGGUGACUGGGUGUGGUGUCAUAUCUGGUAUCUUCAGCACAGUACGUCAGUGACAGCAGCACUUUGGCAGCAUUGGCUCGCCCUCCCACCAGACAGUAUAACAGUAUAAUAUGUACACACACCAAUAAAUGACUCCUCAUCAUAUGACUGAAAAAUUAAGUAGGAUAUAAAAUCCCAAGCGUACAUACAUAUCAACAUGUGAACAGAAGAGCUCAAAAGUAAGAAUCUCUGGACCAACCAUGUGCAGUCCUGGUGUCCCCAUUUUCUGGACAUGCAGCUUUAGUUAACCCAGUUAACCCGGGUCAAGUCAAUAUUUUGGUGCCCAUCUUCGGGAGAUUUUCACAUCUUUGGUGGCAGGAACUUCCAUGCCCAUAAAUAUCUACAAACCUUUUGUUGGCCAAAAAAAAGAACUUUGUUAUAGCAUGCGGUACAAACUUGAGAAAUUGAUAAGAGCAAAAAAUGGAGCAUCCAUUUCAUGGGAUAAACUCUGUUUCUGGAUCAGGCCAAUCAAAUGGAAGGUUAUGCACUUCAACUUUAAAUGUUGAAUGUUGCAAUGUUAUUUUAGGAUGGACCUGCAGCUGUGGUUAUGAAACCAUCUGACCUUUCCCAGUUGCCAGAUAAGAAUAGUGG